CCCAGCACGGCGCACAAAAGACGCUCCCGAGGAAAAUUUUGCUCGUCACAAGAAUCAAGUCCGCGCCCUGUCUGUCCGAAUGGUGGCGGUAAUGUAGCAACCGGAAGAAGAAAUAGUCGCCGUAGAAGAAGAAGAGGCGGAAGAGAAGCGGAUGUUUUGGAAAGCAGUCGGCUUCACUUACUUAGUUACUUGACUCGGAUCUACACGGCUAAUCCGACAAGACGUGAUUUAUUCCGCUGAAUUAAUUUACGCGGACCUUUCAGAGGACAAACAAGACAGUCAGCCUGUACUGCUGUGGUCUUCUUGGUUUUAAUGAGCUAAUGUGAGCGUUAGUUUAAAACGAAAAUGGGUAAAAAGUCAAAAAAGAGAAAACGCAAGAAGUUGUCGUCAUCCUCAAGUGAAGAAGAUGAGAAGGAAUCCAAGGAGCGAGAUGUUACCAGAAAAUGCAAAAGUACCAAGAGGGAGCCAGAUGGAAACAGACACGAGAGCUCUGCAUACAAACAGGAAAACUCUGCUUCUCCUACCAUUAAAGAUGUCUUCCAAAGCACCCGUCACAUUAAAAAGCCUGUCUACAGACUGCCAAAGUCACAGGCAGAAGACCGGAAACCUGUUAAUAAGGAGGAGGAAUGUACAAAAACAAAAAGUGUCUCUGUGGCAUUCCAUGGGGAAAAUUGCUCUAGUAAAGCAAAACAUGAUAUUUCAGGGAAAUGUUAUUCUGCCAGUAAGAGCAGGACUGUGGAAAGGGAGUCCUCAAAACACUUGAACACCCACAGUGACGUUAAAGUCCCUCAGAGACCAGAGGGACCGUCUAAAGGCAGCUUAGAUGAAACGUCUUCCCAGAGGAGCCAAUCCAAAUUAAAAGAGCAGCUAAUGAGUCCCUUGCCGGUUUCUGCUGAACAGAAACAACAGAAUAUACCGAGGAGGAAGAGCAGCGCUGAGGAGACGCCAAGGACGGGAAAAGACAGCGAUGCUAUCAAGACCAGAGAACCAAGCAAGACCUCCUCCAUCUCUAGGGAUUAUGCACGGCAGCAGAGAAUAGAGCUUGUCAAGGAGCGGCGUCAAAGGCAUCCAGAAAUUAACCUUAAGGCCAAAUCGAGCCACUGUACACAAGCAAAAACUCCAUCCACAUUUCCCACAAAGCAAUCUUUCACUUCAACCAAGCACACUACCUCAGUUAGCAGCUCAAAUGUGGAGAAGAGUGCAAUUUCAAUCCCAGGGAAUGUCACAUCGGUGUCACAGAGCGCAACUAAGUCAUCAUCUGCUCAGCAGCAAAUGCGACCACUUGUGUGUUUUAAUUUUAAGAUACCAAAAAUUCUUCAUCCAAAGCCCAUAGACAGCACCAGUAAGAAUAUAAAAGCUAUCUCUACAAACAUAAAUCUCAAACAACAAACUGAUCUUACAAACUCUGGGGCCUUAAAGAGUGAGUCCAAGCAGGAAGCUGUCCAACAAGCUCAUAACCGUUUGGAUGUUACUCCUAGUUUUUCAUCUGAAGGACAAGAUAAGAAGUCAUCGCUGUCAGGCCAGCAGCUCCCAGCUACAGUUGAUGCAGUCACCGAACCGUGGCAUGAUGAGAUGCAAGUGGUUGAAGAGCUUCAUCUUGCCCGCUCUGAGAAGAGACUGGAGGUGAAUGUAAUGGAGAGCUAUGGGGAACUCACCUGUAUGGACAUAGACCCUCUGGAGGGGAUAAAUGCAGACGCACACUGCAAACAACCCGCUCAGCAGGACUUGAUCCUUGUUUUGGACACCAACAUCCUCCUCAGCCACCUGGAUUAUGUGAAAAAGAUGAGAUCUCAUGGCCUUGGAGUCAUGGGCUUCCCUGUGGUCCUGAUCCCCUGGGUGGUGCUUCAGGAGAUGGAUUCUCUAAAAAGAGGAAAAGGCCUGUCAGGUUCUGUUGCCCACCUGGCCAUCCCUGCCAUCUCGUACAUUUACAACUCGUUGAAGAACCGGGAACCUCACCUGUGGGGGCAGUCCAUGCAGCAGGCUGCCGCCAGCAGCAAUGGUCUCAGUGCUGAGAAUAAUGAUGACAGAGUGCUGCAGUGCUGCCUGCAGUACCAGAGUCUGUACCCAGAGUGUGCUCUCAUCCUGUGCACUAAUGACAAGAACCUGUGCAGUAAGGCCCUGCUGAGCGGGGUGAAGGCCCUCAGCAAGAAUGAUUUGGAGGUAGAGGCUAGGAGAUCUGCACAUGGCUUUCGUCCUCUGCAAAACAUUAAGCCUCUCAUCAGCCCUCAGGUCUCAUCACCAAUGCUGAGCACGAACUAUACAUCAGUCCAGCCUCACAGUCAAGAGAGAACAGGCCUUUCUGUAGGACUCACAGAGAAAGUUAUCACAGAUGACAAGAGGCUGAACAAACAAGAGGAUGAACAGAAGACAAAAUGCGACGUGAGCAUAUGUGUUUCUGAACUAGAAGACUGCCUGCGAGAGGUGCUGUCUGAUGUGUUAGAGGUGGAGAUGAAGGCCGCAUAUGAAGACCUCUGGUUAGAGAUAGUUUAUCUAAAACCACCCUGGACUCUUCAAGAUGUGUUGCGCUGUUUGAAAAAGCACUGGAUCGCUGUCUUUGGGCACAUUGCCCCUCGCAGGAAGGAGCAAACUGUAACAAAUCUCAUCAACUUCUUUAACUCAGGUAAUACAGAAGAGCGUAGCGCUACUUUAGCAGCCCUCCAAGAAGCUAAGGAGCUUGUGAAAGCGUUCGGAAAGAGUUCGAGCCGUGUUGCCAGUGCCUUCUCUGUCAUGGACGACAUUUUCAAUAAGCUGCAACCACAGGGUGAACCUCCCGCCAGUGAUGUUGUCAUGAACGAUGACGACGAUCAAGACAAGCAACCCACGUCUGCUCAGGUCUCUCACCAGGAAGUGUGGGCCCUGUUUGAGAACAUCUGGACUAAUGUGUGUCAGAUAAGCUUCGAAGUGUUCAAAGCUCUGGGCUUUGACCCUCACACUAUGCAGAGCGCUCAGCCAGUGGGAGGCCCUCCGCCACCACAGGAUGCCUUGGACUGUUUGCACAAACUGUCCUCCAUGGUCUCACAGCUGCUCCAGGCCUUCAGCAGUGUCCUGUCCUCAGCGCCUGGUGUAGAGGACAUCCAGACGCUGCUCAGCAUCAUCCACUCUAAUAAGAUUGUUGAUGUGGAUUCCAGAUUCACAGCCAAAGACCUUCUCGAUUGUUUCUCACAACAAGACUACAGGGAGAGGCUGACAGUUGGAGGGAACCAGUUAAUGGAGCUGAAAGGGGCCCUGGAUCGCUGUGUGGGGAUGACGGGUCAACACACCACCUUUCCCACGUAGCCCCGAUUGGACCAGAACCAGGAAGUGUGCACAUCAGCCAAACAGACGCCCUGAAUAAACUGAUUACUUGAAGUAACAAUUGUAAGUUAAAGAGGCGUCUGGUCAUACGCAGGAGCUGUUUACCUUUUUUUUAUCGUGUACACAAAUGUUACCCGUGACACGGUUGUUGUUCCGUUCCCUGAAUGAAUUGAACCUAUGAAGGUUCUCCAUCGUUCUAUCGUUUACAGAGAAUGACCUGACUCCUCACAAGAGGCUCUUUUGCAUUUCAGUUCAGUGGGUCUAUGAACAUUUAUUUGCAUAGAAAAUGGCAUUUUUUUGUCAGAAGGGAUUUAUUCAUUUUUUUCAUAGUUCAGUUUAUCAGCUUUUGAAGUGCAAUUGGUGUAACAAAACAUUUAUUUUGUGAUAUUUAUUUUGUGAUAUUUUUUGGGCCUUUAUGAAGGUGUAAUGUGCAACAGUGUGUGAAGGUGCCCACUUUUGUUAUGACAAUGAUCAACUCUAUUCUAAUGUCUGCUCACCAUUUUUCAACCCAGGACCUGGUAAGCAGUUGUUUCCCCAUUAUUAAUGAUCGUUCAACUUCAGUUUCAGAAAGCUCAUUGAAGCUUCUCACUGGUCUUAAAGGAAAUUAUACAUUUUGGCAAAUAAUCUGGCAGAGAGUUAAAUGACAACAACAAUAUGAUUCUCAUUGAAUCUAUUAGAUAUGAAGCUCAAGCUUGGAGACAGUUAGCUUAGCUUAGCCGGAAAAGACUGGAAGCAGGGGAAAAGAGCUAGUCAAGCUCUGUCCAGAUUUUAAGAAUGACCAUCUUUGAUCUGAAGUUUUGUCUUUUUUUUCCAGGCAGAGUGACUUCUGAGAGUCAUGUCGUCACCCAUGAUGUUGAUUUUUGUAAACAGACGCCUGUCGGGUCAUGCACAUGUUAUACCAAAGAAGAUCAAAAAAUUGAUAAUUCCCGGCUGAGAAUUAGACAGCAGGUUACAUCUUUGAAGAUAUUUUUGUGAUCUCACUAUCCAAAAAUUUUAAAAAGGCUGCGGAGGUAACGCUAUGUGACGGAAUCACACAGCAAUGUAUGGAGUGCUGAAGUCACAGAUGACUUCUGGCCCUGAGAAAGGCCAGCAUGUAACCACCAUGAACCCAAGCACUCUUUUUAACCAUUUGGUUUUUGUACAGAUUAAUUAAACGAGACCUAACGUGGUAAUUUGUGAGCUUUGGAGGUCCAGGCAGGUGAUUUUUGUUAGACAGAGUCAGGCUAGCCAUUUACCUGUUUUCCAGUCUUUGUGCUAAGCUAACUGUCUUCAUAUUUAUCUUACAGAUAUGAAAGAUGCAUCAGUCCUCUCACCUAACUUUCAGCAAAAAUGUCAGUAGGUGUGUUUCCUAAAUUGUAGAACUAUUCCUUUAAAGAGAGUCCAGCGAGACACAUUUUUUCAGCUUUUAAAAACUGAUCAAUAUUGAUUCCAAAAAUUCUGUUUUAAAUCAUAUAUCAUAUAUCGUUUUAGACUUCCCACUUACGAAUGUUUGGUUGGACAUCCAGCAGACUAUCGCUUGAGCUUCUUGUUUUUCAGAUGAUUUUUUGAAAGCCAAGAUUGUCCAGGUGGGCAGUCUGAAUAUCUAUUCUAUAAUAUACAGAGUUUUUUAAAUAUAUAUGUGUGUGUGUGUGUGUGUGUGUGUGUGUGUGUGUGUAUAUAUAUGUAUAUAUAUAUAUAUAUAUAUAUAUACACACACACACACUUUAUUCUUGAAUGAUGGGACAACAACUUGAAUCCAACCAGGGAACAUUACGUUUUCAGCAUACUUGUGGUUGAAUUUUAAGUUAAAAUGUAAAUAAUUUGAACAUGUUAGAUUUUAUGUGAAAAAGUUAAAUAUUUACAACACAAAAUUAAAUAUUUUGGUGCAUA
Acanthopagrus latus (yellowfin seabream) is the source of this 5163-nucleotide messenger RNA. It is a transcript of the gene swt1, whose product is annotated as SWT1 RNA endoribonuclease homolog. Bases 346 to 3276 code for a protein of 976 amino acids. The transcript has 17 exons. Gene Ontology annotation, cellular component: nucleus. The record is from RefSeq and is a predicted model, not a curated record. Lineage: Eukaryota; Metazoa; Chordata; Actinopteri; Spariformes; Sparidae.